Astyanax mexicanus (Mexican tetra) is the source of this 1282-nucleotide messenger RNA. It is a transcript of the gene ptf1a, whose product is annotated as pancreas associated transcription factor 1a. The transcript is spliced from 2 exons. The record is from RefSeq and is a predicted model, not a curated record. NCBI's taxonomy places the organism in Eukaryota, Metazoa, Chordata, Actinopteri, Characiformes, Acestrorhamphidae. Gene Ontology annotation, biological process: developmental process; regulation of transcription by RNA polymerase II. Bases 155 to 886 code for a protein of 243 amino acids. Gene Ontology annotation, molecular function: DNA-binding transcription factor activity, RNA polymerase II-specific; RNA polymerase II transcription regulatory region sequence-specific DNA binding; protein dimerization activity.
UGUAUAAUAAGAAAGAGCCUGGAGAGUUAAACAGUUAAAGAGUUAAAAAGACAAGCGUCUGCGUGCUCUUCCUCUGUCUGUCUUGCUUGUGCACGCUUGUGUAUGCGUGUGCGUGCGCGUGCGUGUGUUUAUUUAUUGCGUUAUUUAUUGCGGGAUGAUGGAGACAGUGCUGGACUCCUUCUCGUGCCUGGACUCCUUCUCCUCGCCGUACUUCGACGACGAUGAUUUCUUCGCGUGCAGCAGAAGCGACGACUUCUUAGACGAUGAUGUGGAUUUCUUCGCCUCUCAGCUGCAGGACUGCUGCGACGCAGCCGGCUUCUCCUUCUCCUCCACUUCUUCUUCAUCGUCCUCAUCCUCCUCUUCCUCUUCAUCCUCGUCCUCCUCUCUGAAGCGCAGGAGGCGCGCGCGCUCCGAGAUUGAGGCGCAGCAGCUCCGGCAGGCCGCCAACGUGCGCGAGCGGCGGCGCAUGCAGUCCAUCAACGACGCGUUCGAGGGUCUGCGCUCGCACAUCCCCACCCUGCCCUACGAGAAGCGCCUGUCCAAAGUGGACACCCUGCGUCUCGCGAUCGGGUACAUCAACUUCCUCGCCGAGCUCGUGCAGUCCGACGCGCCGAUCCGCAGCUCGAGCAGCGAGGCGCUCAACCCGCCCAAGAAAAUCAUCAUCUGCCACAGAGUCACCCGACCACCGUCGCCCAACGAUCCCGACUACGGUCUUCCUCCUUUGGCUGGUCACUCUCUGUCCUGGACUGAUGAAAAACAGCUUAAAGACCAGAACAUCAUUCGGACAGCAAAAGUAUGGACCCCCGAAGACCCCCGCAGACUCCACCUCAAAUCUUCCCUCAACAACAUCGAGAACAUCGAGCCUCCCUUCAGCUUCAUCUCCUAAAAAGCACUGCUGUGAUCUUCAUCAUCAUCUUCAUCCUGACUGUCAUUCCAUGACGAAAACAAAAUAAUAAGAUUGAUAAUGUUGAUGAUACAGCUCUAUACAUACACACGUGUGUGUGUGUGCGUGUACCUGUGUGUGGGAAAUCCCACGCGCUUAAUGUGAUGUUACUAUGUAAAUAUUUAUUACUGUCAUUUAUGGAAUGAGUGUAGAGCCUCUGGCAAUCACGUGUAGUAUUUAAUUUUUGGAAUGAUGUCAUAAUAUAUAUUUUUUCUAAUUUAAUGCUGAUUUUUAAAAAUGUGAAUCUGAGAAACUCUAUUUUUUAUAAAAAUGGAAAACGUACCGUGCAUCGAAUGGUUUAUAUUUAUACUGAUGAUUCAAUAAAUUUUCAUAUUGAUU